AAUUGAAGUUGGGUUGUUAUGAGCUAAAAAAGCCUUGAUCUUUUUGUCUUUUCAACAUUAUUGACUAACAUGAUUCUUGACUGUUGACCUGGAGAUUGAUUAUAAAGCUUUCUGAAUUUUCGAAACACCCCCGCUUGCCUCAUGACCAUGUCAAAGAUUGGUUUCUGUAACUUGUUAAUACGGUUCUGUGGAAAAAUGGAGACAAAGCUCCGACUUUGUUUGGCUGCUGUAAAUUUGAGGUUCGUAGCAGCUUCCCACCAACUGUUUGUUUUCCCGACGUUUUUCUUUCUUCUGUGAUUUCUUUAUAGAUACCCAAAUUUAUAUAUUUAGUCAAUCUGAGUUUCGGGGUGAGGAAGAUUAUUCGUAGGUGGUCCUAUAAGCUAUUUUGUUUAGUAUUAAAAGUAGCUUUCUGCGCAUGACUACUUUUUCUUUUCGCUGGUCAGUAAGGCAGGCCCCAACCAGAGAGGAACACUAGCUAAUUUGUUUGUGAUGUUAUUAUAAAGAGAGAGAGAGAGAGAGAGAGAGAGAGAGAGAUUGAUUGAUUGAUUGGCCCAAAACCACAUGCAAUAUUGUUUUGGUUGACAAUUAGAUACCUCGUGUUGGGCAGGGAGAUUAACAAGCUUGAAAUGGGUAAGAGAACUGAAACUUUUCAUGCUUUUAAUCCCUCCAUCUUCAUCCUAUUCUUUUUCAAUUGGUUUCUGUCACAGCAUUAUUGUGCAGAAGUUUAUAACAUAACUUCUUCACAACCAUUAGCAGAGGGACAAACUCUUGUCUCCCCAGGCCACAUUUUCGAAUUGGGCUUCUUCAGUCCUAAUAAUUCUGCUAACAAGUAUGUGGGGAUAUGGCACAAGACUAUAUUUCCCCGCAAAGUUGUUUGGGUGGCCAACAGAGAAAAGGCUCUUUCAGUUACAGACACAUUGGCUAGUUUGACAAUUAACAGCAAUGGGAACCUGGAGCUUGUAGAUGGGAAACAGAGUUGUAUUUGGUCAACCAAUAUUUUAGUGCCAUCUAAUGGUUCAGCUGCACUUCUUUUAGACAGUGGAAACUUUGUUGUCCAAGAUGAUAUAGGAGCUCAAUUAUGGAGGAGCUUUGAUUAUCCUGGUGACACACUUCUACCAAAGAUGUUGCUGGGAUUCGAUAACAAAUCUGGAAAGAGGGAUGUCUUGACUGCCUGGAAAAGUGAGAGUGAUGGAUCAACCGGGUUGUUCUCGGUUGGAUUGGCACCACAGAUCCCAACACAAAUGUUCAUUUGGAUUAAUGGAUCAACUCCCUACUGGAGAAGUGGGCCAUGGGACAAAACAAAGUUCCUCGGCAUACCAGGAAUGAAUGAUGAAUAUCUAAGUGGAUUAAAUCUAGAUGAUAAUGUGCAGCAGGGAACAAAGUAUUUCUCUUUUUUCUUUAACAGAACUCUGGCAUAUAUGGAAAUCUCUUAUCAAGGUACACUAAAGCUUAUGUAUUCCGAACAUGGUGAGAACUGGAAUCUUGACUGGGAGGCCCCAAAGAAUCCAUGUGACCAUUAUGGAAUCUGUGGACCUUUUGGGGUUUGCAAAGCUUCCGAGUCUCCAAUCUGCAAGUGUUUGAAAGGGUUUAAACCCAAGUCACAAGAGGAAUGGAGCAAAGGAAACAGGGCAGGGGGGUGUGUGAGGAAAACCAAAUUGUUUUGUGGGAGUAACACAAGUAACUCAGUUCCUUCGAGAGGAAAACAAGAUGGGUUUUGGAAGAUAUCAAGUGUAAACCUACCAGAUUUUCAUGAGUAUAUUUCGAAUUUGGGUGCUGAAGACUGCAAGGUACAGUGCACAGGUAGUUGCUCUUGCCUGGCUUAUACACAUAUUAACAAUAUAGGGUGUUUGGUCUGGUCCAAAGACCUUAUUGAUAUUCAAGAGUUUGCCUCUGGUGGAGAUGAUCUUUUUAUUCGCUUAGCACAUGCAGAAUUAGGUGAAAGAAAGCAAAUAAAGAUAAUGGUCAGCCUCAUAGCUGUUUGUUUUAUCAGUAUCUUGGCUGGCAUAGUGUUUAGCUUGCACAGAUUGCGAUCUAACCAAAAGAGAAACGUCAAAGUAACACCUAAGGACUCUGAAAUGGCUGAUAUGAUUGAGACUUCAAGAGAUGCUCUUCUUCAUGAAUAUAUAAGAAAACAUGAUCCAUCAGAGCUAGUAAUCUAUGAUUUUGAUACCAUAUUAAUUGCUACGAGGAAUUUCAGCAUCACAAAUAAACUCGGAGAAGGAGGAUUCGGGCCUGUAUAUAGGGGUAAGCUACAAGAAGGGAAGGAAAUAGCAGUAAAAAGACUAUCUAGUAGCUCAGUACAAGGCAUAGAAGAGUUCAAGAAUGAGAUUCUAUUGAUCUCCAAACUCCAACAUAAGAAUCUUGUAAGGCUCAUGGGUUGCUGCAUUAAAGAUGAUGAGAAGCUACUAAUUUAUGAGUUCAUGCCAAACAAAAGCUUGGAUACUCUUUUGUUCAAUCCAAUGAGAAGAGCAGAGCUUGAUUGGGCAAAACGCUUCAAUAUUAUUCAAGGUGUUGCUAGAGGACUUCUUUAUCUCCACUAUGAUUCAUGUUUGAAGGUAAGUAAUAUUCUGUUGGAUGAGAAGAUGAGCCCAAAAAUUUCGGAUUUUGGACUGGCACGUAUCUUUGAAGGGACACAGAAUCUAGCAAACACUCAGAAGGUUGUGGGAACUCGUGGCUAUAUGUCUCCCGAGUACGCUAUGCGCGGGAUAUUUUCUGAAAAAUCUGAUAUAUAUAGCUUUGGAGUCUUUCUAUUGGAGAUUGUUGGUGGCAGGAAAAAUACCAGCUUCUAUUACCAUGACCAACAGCUAGGCUUCAUAGAUUAUGCAUGGCACUCAUGGAAUGAAGGCAGGGGAUUGGACUUGGUUGAUGAAGUUUUGGCAGAUUCAUAUUCGUCAACAGAAGUGAUGAGAUGUGUGCACAUUGGGCUUCUUUGUGUACAGGACAAUGCUGCAGAUAGGCCAACCAUGCCAGAUGUAGUUUUCAUGCUGAGUAGGGAGACAGAUCGCCCACAACCUAAGCGGCCUAUAUAUACUUUCCAAAGCUCAAACUCUGAUCCCCAACCACCGUUUGACAAUAUUUGCUCCGCAAAUGAAGAUACCAUAACACUACUUCAAGGACGAUAAGAAAUUGCAAAUUUUUACGUCUAUUGACUUUUGGCCGUUGUGAAGUUUUCCUUUUGGUAUAGUGAAUGAAGGUUUUCCAUUCACGGGAUAUUUUGCUAAAAUGCGCGAAAAAAAGGUAUAGUGAAUGAAGGUUUUCCUUUCAUGGGAUAUUUUGCUAAAAUGCACCAAAAAAACAUUAUAAGACAGGUGUUAGUAGUAUAACAUCCCUUUAAUGUCCUGAUCCUAUGCUAGCCUAUGCUAUUAUUGGAUUAGGAACAUAUGUUUUGUACAUGUUCAAAUAUCUUAUGCUAUUAUUAAAAGGGAAAGAAAAAAGCGGUUUUUUUUUGGGUUCAA
This is a messenger RNA of Prunus persica (peach), 3455 nucleotides long. RefSeq names its product G-type lectin S-receptor-like serine/threonine-protein kinase SD1-29. Gene Ontology annotation, molecular function: protein serine/threonine kinase activity; ATP binding. The transcript is spliced from 7 exons. The record is from RefSeq and is a predicted model, not a curated record. Bases 627 to 3122 code for a protein of 831 amino acids. Lineage: Eukaryota; Viridiplantae; Streptophyta; Magnoliopsida; Rosales; Rosaceae. Gene Ontology annotation, biological process: protein phosphorylation; recognition of pollen.